Molecule: messenger RNA, 1449 nt
Organism: Thermothelomyces thermophilus ATCC 42464
Lineage: Eukaryota; Fungi; Ascomycota; Sordariomycetes; Sordariales; Chaetomiaceae
Product: glycoside hydrolase family 26 protein
Exons: 4
Coding region: 1-1449 (482 amino acids)
Biological process (GO): substituted mannan metabolic process
Molecular function (GO): mannan endo-1,4-beta-mannosidase activity; carbohydrate binding
Source: RefSeq, a predicted model, not a curated record
AUGGCGAGAACGCUUCGAUACCUGCUGUGCGGCAUCCUCGCGUUAGCGGCGGGCAGCAAUGCGGUUCCCGCAGCCCGUGGUUCGACCCGAGCGGCCCCGGCGGCAGAGCCCAGCACUAGUGCGACGACAUACGAGGCCGAAGAUGCCAUCCUGAGCGGAACCACGGUCGAUACCGCUCAGGAGGGAUAUACCGGAUCCGGUUACGUGACCGGUUUCGAUGAGGCGAGCGACAAGAUCACGUUUGAGGUCGAGAGCGAGGCCACUAAGCUCUAUGACCUCAGCAUCCGCAUCGCGGCCAUCUACGGCGACAAACACACGACGGUGGUGCUGAACGGCGGGGCGAGCAGCGACGUGUCCUUCCCGGCCGGCGACACGUGGGUCGAUGUCCCGGCCGGACAGGUCCUCCUGAACGAGGGCGCCAACACGAUCGAGAUUGUCAGCAACUGGGGGUGGUACCUCGUCGACUCCAUCACGCUCACGCCCUCGGCGCCGCGGCCCGAGCACCAGAUCAACCGGUCCCUCAACAACCCGUCGGCCGACGCGAGCGCCAGGGCCCUGUACGACUACCUGCGCUCCAUCUACGGCAAGAAGAUCCUCGCGGGCCAGCAGGACCUGACCUGGGCCGACUACGUGACCCAGCAGACGGGCAAGACGCCCGCGCUCGUGUCGGUCGACCUGAUGGACUACUCGCCCUCGCGGGUCGAGCGGGGGACCAAGGGCACGUCGGUCGAGGAGGCCAUCACGCACGCCGAGCGCGGCGGCAUCGUCUCGGCCCUCUGGCACUGGAACGCGCCCGCGGGCCUGUACGACACCGACGAGCACCCCUGGUGGAGCGGCUUCUACACGGACGCGACCGACUUCGACGUCGCCGCCGCGCUGAGCUCCACCGACAACGCAAACUACACCCUCCUGCUGCGCGACAUCGACGCCAUCGCCGUCCAGCUCAAGCGCCUCCGGGACGCCCGCGUGCCCGUCCUCUGGCGGCCCCUCCACGAGGCCGAGGGCGGCUGGUUCUGGUGGGGAGCCAAGGGCCCGGACCCGGCCAAGCAGCUCUACGCCCUGCUCUACGACCGCCUCGUCAACCACCACGGCAUCAACAACCUCAUCUGGGUCUGGAACUCGCUCUCGCCCGACUGGUAUCCCGGCGACGACACGGUCGACAUCCUGAGCGCGGACGUCUACGCUCAGGGGAACGGCCCAAUGUCUACCCAGUACAACCAGCUCAUCGACCUCGGCAAGGAUAAGAAGAUGAUCGCCGCGGCCGAGGUGGGCGCCGCGCCGCUUCCGGAUCUGCUGCAGGCCUACGAAGCCCAUUGGUUGUGGUUCGCCGUCUGGGGCGACACGUUCAUAAACAACGCCGAGUGGAACUCGCCCGAGGUCCUGAAGACGGUCUACACCAGCGACUACGUCCUCACCCUGGACGAGAUUCAGGGCUGGCAGGAUUCGUGA